This is a messenger RNA of Drosophila teissieri, 1429 nucleotides long. Its product is annotated as angio-associated migratory cell protein. The record is from RefSeq and is a predicted model, not a curated record. The transcript has 3 exons. Lineage: Eukaryota; Metazoa; Arthropoda; Insecta; Diptera; Drosophilidae. The coding region runs from base 91 to 1368 and encodes 425 amino acids. Gene Ontology annotation, molecular function: protein binding.
ACCUUUAAGCUUCUAGCACGUGUGGAGCAUUCACUUAAUUGUUAUUUUUAUGCAGUUCAGCUUGCUUGUUGGACAAUUAAGAGAGCAGGGAUGCGUGACAACACACCGCCACACCGGCCAGAUUUCGACGACGGCGAGGACGAACUCGAGGAGAUAAUUGAGCUGGAAGAACAGCCGCUGGACGAAGAUGACGACGAUUUGGAGGAAGUGACGCUGGAGCAACUGGAGGCCCGGCUUGCAAUGGCCGGUGGCGAUGAUGACGAAGAGGAGGAUGAGGAGGAGCUACGUGAUCGUGAGAGAAUAUCCGCCAUCACGGAUGAAGCUAAGGUCACGUUUGAGAAGCACACAGCUCCUGUUUUCGCCUGCAGUCUGCAUCCCACUUACAACUGGGCAGUGACGGGCAGCGAGGACGAUCGAGCCUACGUUUGGGAAACCUCCAGCGGCGAUGUCCUGUACGAGAUCACAGAGCACAAGGACACCAUCACGGAAACGCACUUCAGUCACGAUGGCGUCUAUCUGGCCACCGGUGAUAUGGCCGGUGAACUGUUUGCCUUCAAGGUUAGCGAAGAACACGACGUGCGCCCAAUCCUGACCAAAAUCUGGGAGUACUCCAUGAGCGACAUGUCCUGGCUCUUCUGGCAUCGAGCUGCCCACAUCCUGCUGGCGGGCAGUGACAGCGGGGAGGUCUUCGUUUUCCGCAUACCCAGUGGUGACUGCAAAAUCCUGCCUGGACAGUCUUCGCGUUGCGAGUUCGGGGAGCUCAGUGGGGAUGGCAAGAAGCUGUUCACGGUCUACUUGAACGGAUCCGUGAAACUCUGGGAUCUCAAGAGCUGUCAGGUGCUCUUUGACAUCAACGAAACGCAUCCAAUGGGAUUCGGAGAGAUCGCGCACGCGGUGGUGGCCUGCGAAAGAGAUUCCCCCUUCUACGUCUGCGCUGAGUCGUCGGGCAAAAUGCUGUUCUGCACUAACAACGGUGCGGUUAGCACGAUCCAGUCGGAACACGGAAUCGAGUGCCUGGCCUUUGCUCCACCCUCGGCGGAUCUAAAGCUUCUUGCCUGUGGCUCGCUGGACGGCAGGAUUUCCAUCUGGGACUACGCCAAAUCUGCGUUGCGUACCAUAUGCGAGAAUCCAGUUCCCAAUGAUGGUGUAUUAAGGAUCAAGUGGCUGAGCGACCACACGAUACUUGCGGCCACUUCGCAGGGAAAUCUGAACGCAUUUGACGCACGCACAGGAGCGCUGAAAUUCACGCUGACGGGACACCACUAUCACAUCUACGAGUUUGUCUACAAGCCACAGGAAAAUCUACUACUGACGGUAUCCGAGGACCAAACGGCCAAGAUAUUCCAGGUGCCGGCGCUGGGCGAUUAGUUAGGUUUUAAAUUUUUGUACUGUGCUAUAUAUGUAAAUAGUAAAUACAUAUAAAAAAUUA